This is a messenger RNA of Polistes dominula (European paper wasp), 690 nucleotides long. RefSeq names its product COMM domain containing 10 protein valette (gene Vlet). The record is from RefSeq and is a predicted model, not a curated record. Lineage: Eukaryota; Metazoa; Arthropoda; Insecta; Hymenoptera; Vespidae.
UAUAUAAAAUCUAUUAAAAAAUGCAAUGUUUUGAUAUUAAUUGUAAAAGAAGUUAUAAAUUAAAAUGAUUAAAACAGUAUAUAUCAACGCAUCGUAAUGGAAAGUUGGGUUACCAUAACACCAGAUCUUCAACAAGGUUUGAAGAUUGCUAGUCGAAUUGAUAAUGGUAAAUUUCGAUUACUUGUUAAUCGAAUAUGUCAAAAUCUACAAUUCAGUAGCAAUGGAAAGCCAUUCAGUGAAGAGGAAGAAGAAAAGCUCCUAAAAUCGUUAGAACUGAAUAAAGAGGAGUUAACAUUUUUAUUAGAUGCAAUAACAUUUAUUUAUAAACAAGCUGCUUUCAAUAUAGUAAAACCUGCAGCAUUCGAAUCUAUUCUAAAAGAUACUUGCCAUUUGGAUGAAGAUAAAACGUUGACUUUUGUUAAUUCAUGGUUAACUUAUGGUAAAGGAAUUAUUAAAGAUCUCCGAAAAAAAUCUAUAUUUCCUAAACAGGUAAAGGAUAUUAAUUGGUGUUUAAAUAUACAAUCAUCAUCUUCAACAAUUUCUAAAGAUGUGAAUCCUGUAGCGUUAUUUCAGUUAGAUUUUACAGGUGAGAAAGAUUCUAAAUUAACUAUCGAAUUUGAUAAAAAGUCCCUCACUGAUUUAUAUAUGAAUUUUGAAAAAAUACAAAAUCAACUUGACGCAUUAAAAUAG